Molecule: messenger RNA, 4205 nt
Organism: Struthio camelus australis
Lineage: Eukaryota; Metazoa; Chordata; Aves; Struthioniformes; Struthionidae
Gene: SLC41A3
Product: solute carrier family 41 member 3
Biological process (GO): monoatomic cation transport
Cellular component (GO): plasma membrane
Molecular function (GO): monoatomic cation transmembrane transporter activity
Source: RefSeq, a predicted model, not a curated record
GGGUUAUGUGUGAUUAUUAACCUCCGUCUUCCAGCUAUUGUAGACUUUCUUCAGGUCGGAGUAACUGAAACGAUCUCCCUUUCUAGCCUUCGGCUAAACGGAGCAUUGUUAGGUGGAAGAGACACACACGUACACAUCAAGCCAGUGGGGAGAGAGAAGGCUUCUGCUGUGGCUGUCCCAAAAUAGCAACCUAGAAAGUUGCAAAGGACAGAGUCCCACAUCUGCAGCUAGGGCUCUUGUUCUGCAACCUGUCAUGCUUCCGUAGGGAUCUCUGUGCCAUCUCAGCCCACUAGGCCUCGUUCUUUGGUUUGUGUGAAUUGAGACCAAAGGAAGUGCAUCAUUCAGAAUGGCUGAAAGCUUCUUAAGUUUUACAAGGCAAAAGUAUGCCUUGUUCUGUCCAGUCCAGCCAGUGCACUUAGCUGCAAGCUGGGGAGCCUGUCACUGGGGCAGAGUCCACAGCCUAUUAAUCUUUACAUCUCGCAGCAGAGAAAGUCAGGGAAUGAGCUGGAUAGUACAAAAUGUAUUAGUAAAGCAGUGUAAUUUAAACAUUGAAUUUAAGCUGGACUGAGAAACCUGUAUGUUUCAUGCCUACCACUGAACACUUGCUUUUAGUAGUUUGCCUUCACUCAGGCAUGGCUGUGUUUGAACUUGUGGUUAAAUAGUGAAAAAGGCAUGGUUGUCAAUCUACUCACCCAGUCGCAUACCCUCUCAUCCUAAAUUGUGCUUUUAAAGCCUUUUGAUCCUUUGAUCCAAUUAGUUUGCCCAAAUUAUUAGAAAAGACCCCUGACAGAAUACCCCAGCUCCCUUCCCCACGUGCUUGACUUUAAGUUGCAGAAUAUUCUCCUAUCUUUACUGAGCAGGAUACAAAUUUCAUGGUCAUACGUGGUCACGAUGUAGCUCCGGUUCUUGGGCAUUUGUCAGCCGUUUGACUGUGGAGACACUGAGGUGAUACCCCCACCUCUAGAGCCAAAGGCAGUAUGUUCCUGGGAAUAUGCCGAAGUGAUGUUUUUUGCUUUAGGACAGAAAGGGAGAUGAGCUUGCAGCACGCCCUGGAAAUGUUUGCCCUUUCUCUCCCUUGCCUGUAGUGUAGUGAGAUUACUGAGCUACCUUAAAUAAGCUCCAGCUAUGACUCUUAUCUUGGCCUUUGCAAACUAGCAGAAAGUUGAAGUGAUGACAGCAGAUAAGGCUGUUCGCUUUUGAAGCUUAUUGGCUGGUUCUCUGCAUUUUUUUUCCUCUGAAAGCCAGUCAUUCAGAGGUAUAGCUGGCAUACACCGAUCGUUACAUCCUGCUGAGACCAUGGAGGGGACAGGAGGGGUGAGGGUCUAGGAGGGCAGAUCUUCUCUUACCAGCUGGUUUAGCUGUGUCACUUGCCUGGGAAUGGUGCGUGCGUUAAGACUGUCAACUAUGAAAAGUUUGGACUCAUGUUUUCCUUGACCUUUCUUCACCUUGGAGGACAGCAAAGCGGAACCUGGUUGUUAACUCCCUACCUCCUCGGCCUUGGGUCAGUGAGAAAAGUUCAAUGUUGCUUAUGGUGGGAGUGAGGGAACUGGGGUUGUUUCAGAGCAGGCUUAUAUAUUAAACCAUCGUAUCAAAGGCGAACUGCAGUCUGACAAGAAAUGUAACCUGAGGAGAAAGGACACUAGUGUGUUUGAGCACGCUGAGGGAUUCUUGCAUGACCUGUCACUCUUUUAAUGCCGUAGCCUGAGCAGGUCUUUCUGGUUUUUACCAAGGUGGUGGGAGCUGAAUGGGGUGCGGGCUCAUUUCUGUUCGUCUACGGACACCUCCACAAUCUUCUUAUCUCUUUUUUAAUUUCCCCCUGGAUAUAACUUGGAGAAAUACCGUCUGUCAAGUUCGCUGCCACCUGGGCUCAACCCAGCUGAACUGAUUUUGGAAGAUACCCUUGCUUGCAUUCCUCUGGAAGCACUUCUAGGAGGAGAAGAAGCCAAAGAAAUUUAUCAUCAUUGCUGUGGUUUGUGGAAAAACAUUUCUUUUGACUUUGGAGUGACUUACUAGGAGGGAUCUGUGUGAUGUCCUGAUCUCUCCCCGUUCUCCGUGCUGAGCAUGGGAUAGCAGUGUUUGACCAUGGUGGUCACUCAGUUACAAUUGGAGCUGUGCUUUCAUGGCAAGAAGCUGAGAGGUUUCACCUGUAAGUUGACCAAGUCAGCCAAUGGAUUUCUCCCAGAGACCUCAUUCUCCAUUGCCUCCCAGAUUUUCGUGCCAUUCCUUCUGGCUGGCUUGGGCAUGGUAGCUGCUGGCCUCCUGAUGGAUGUUGUUCAACACUGGGAUGUGUUUCGGACAAUUACGGAAGUUUUUAUCCUGGUUCCUGCCCUGGUUGGCCUAAAGGGUAAUCUUGAAAUGACGCUGGCUUCCCGACUCUCUACUGCUGCUAACACUGGACAGAUGGAUGAUGCCCAAAAGCAGUGGAAAUUGGCCACCUGCAAUUUAGCCCUGAUCCAGGUCCAGGCCACGGUGGUGGGACUUCUGGCUGCUGUAGCUGCUGUGAUCCUGGGAGCCAUCUCUAAGGGCUCUGUGGAGCUAAGCCAGGCUGCCGUGCUGUGUGCCAGCAGCGUGACCACUGCCUUCAUAGCUGCACUUUCUCUUGGUCUGGUGAUGAUUGGCGUGAUCAUCGGUGCAAGGAAGGUUGGGAUCAAUCCAGACAACGUUGCCACACCCAUAGCGGCAAGCCUUGGAGACUUGAUAACCCUCUCCCUGCUGGCAGGAAUCAGCAGUACACUCUUCAAAUACAUAGAUCUGAAAUACCUUUCUCCGCUGAUCUGUGCUGUCUUCAUUGUCCUGAUCCCUCUCUGGGUUGCUAUUGCCAAGCAAAGUCCUUCCCUUGCUGAAGUCCUGAAAUCUGGAUGGCAGCCGGUCAUUGUUGCAAUGAGCAUCAGCAGCAUCGGUGGGCUGAUCCUGGACAAAACUGUAACUGACCCAAACUUUGAAGGCAUGGCAGUUUUCACACCUGUGAUUAAUGGUGUUGGAGGGAAUCUGGUAGCCAUCCAGGCCAGCCGUAUUUCCACAUUCCUGCACUUCUGGAGCAUGCCUGGAGUUUUGCCGUACAAAAUGAGGCAGAAUUGGCCGAACCCAUGUACCACGUUCUUCUCGUCAGAGGUGAAUUCCAAGUCAGCCCGAGUCCUGUUCCUCCUGGUUAUCCCAGGGCACCUCGUGUUCCUCUACACCAUCCAUCUGCUACAGGGAGGCCACACGUCUCUGUCCUUCACCUUUGUGAUAUUUUAUCUGACUGCUGCUUUGCUGCAGGUGGGAAUCCUGCUCUACGUGGCUGACUUCAUCGUGCGCCUGAUGUGGAGGAAGGGAUUGGAUCCAGAUAAUUUCUCCAUCCCCUACCUCACUGCCCUAGGGGAUCUCUUGGGCACGGGGUUCCUGGCUGGCUGUUUCCGCCUGGUUUGGCUCAUCCACGGUGCAGACAUGAACCUGGGAAACUAAGAGACCACACGCUGCUCCGCAUCACUUGUUCAACAUGGUGCUUUCCGUUGGGACAACAGGAUACUUGGCAACGAGAGCUGGGUCACCUGGCUGGAUUGGGCCUCCCCUCCCGCCCCUGACACCCUGCCUCUCCUCCCCGUUGUGCCUUACAGCUGGGCUCCGUCCGCCCCGAGGAAUCGGCACCCGCCGGUCUGUGCUGGGGCAGGUGAGCAAGCCAAUUUUAAGCAACACCUGUGGCUCACGUAUGUGCCCUGCAAACGAGGCAUUAAGGAGCGCUUGGGCCAUACUGUAAUGAGUGAGCGUUUUGAUUGGCUUCAGGGUCUAGCACAGUAACAGCUGGUGAGGCUGGUCUGAAGCCUGCAGAGGUCACUGGAUCGGAACCUGCAAAUGGAUGUCACAACAUCUCUGUCAGGCUCUGAUUUUCCAUCAAGGAAAAUAUUUGCUUAACCCCCCCCCCCCCCCUUCUCUCCCCCCAUCACAUCCCCGGCGGAGGAGAGCAACCACGUCUUUAGACUUGUGUCCUCUCUGCGGUUCAGACGCUCAGGGCCUGACGCACUGAGCUCCUUGCUGGCUCACGUCCAGUGGGAAGUUAUCUAGGGACACCACCUACCUAAGCAGCGCUGCUGUUGUCUGACUGACAAGCUGGAUAGAUUGUGUUUUGGGGGGUAGGAGGGCUGGUUUUGUUUUUACGGUUUAUGAAAUGUCCAGUAGCUAAAAAGUUUGUAGAAAUACACAUACAAAUAAAGUGAUUUAAAAGGUAA